Molecule: messenger RNA, 896 nt
Organism: Pseudomassariella vexata
Lineage: Eukaryota; Fungi; Ascomycota; Sordariomycetes; Amphisphaeriales; Pseudomassariaceae
Exons: 3
Coding region: 42-503 (153 amino acids)
Source: RefSeq, a predicted model, not a curated record
UGACUGUCUUGUAGAGUGACAAGUGAAUCAAGCAAUAGCGAAUGGUGAGGCAAGCACGCAAACAGGCACAAGUCACUCUUACUGAGGCAGGUACGGGUGGUAAAUGUGAGCCAGCCAGUCGUUCUUCCAACUACUUAAACCUCCAAACCUCCCACUCCGGUCUAAUCUUUUUUUCUCUCAUCCCCAACUCACCAACUCACCAACUCAAGCUAUUUCAAGAUCCUCAAAGAUUCUCAACACCAAUAAGCCACAUAUCCUCGAGCCUUCUCAAGAAGCAAAUCAUCACCAUGGACAAGAUCAACAACGCCGCUAACUACGUCUCUGACACCGUCAAGGGUGCCGUUUCCACUGGCUCCAAGGAGGCUAACAAGGAAGUUGCCAAGGACAACAAUGCCAGCGUUGGCACACGCGCCUCCGCUGCCAAGGAUGCCCUUGGUGAUAAGAUCGACGAGUCGAAGCACAACACUUCUGCUGAUGUGAACAAGGAGGCUGCUAAGCACUAGACCGUAUUUCUCUCUGUGUGUUGCGACAUGGGAAUAUUUUGGCGUCUGUCACAUGGGUUGACAAUGGAAGUAUGGAAAGCAGAGGGGACGUUACGACGAGGCACACAUCAAUACCCUCUAUGAUAAUACCUUAGAAUUCAGGUGCCUCCCAUCCUCAAGAAAUCUGGUAAAUAUGCUGAUAAUUAUGUCUGUGAUGCGAAUGUCUAUUUUCUUACGAAAGUAUUUGCGAUCAACACGUGUAUGGCAUGUGGCAUAAUUUAAUGCUGAUUUUGGGACUAAUAGUAUUCAGGUUGGCUGUAGAGAUACAUAGCUACUGAUCUUGAUUUGCGCACGGUCCACAAUCGAUUCAAUGUGAGUACCUCUAGAACUGAUACGUUACAACCCCAAUUUGUA